AAUUGAUUUCUUCUGGGGGAAGAGAUCAGAGGGAGGGGCCCGGGGUUAAAUGGGAGAAUUACCAUUCAAGCACGGCCGUCCGAGUGGUCGCACAGAGACAUUAACAUCUAGAUAUUGAUCGUUGAAGCAAAUUAGUCUUCUAUAAAUGCUCCCGGUUACCCAUGAAACGUCGCAGCGUUAAUCCUCGUAGGAGAAACACUCGGUCUCUAGCUAACAACUUUUAGGCUUUUCCCAGUAUCUUCUUAACUUCAUUUUGGAACUCCGCAAUGGCCUCCAAUAUGAGCUUGAAGACCCACGUCAUCAUAUUCACCCUGGCUCUUUCACUUGCCCUCUUUGUGCAAGGCACUCUAGGCGGAAUAACAUGUGAGAAUCUAGAGCAGGACACAUGCGCGUUCGCAGUGUCGUCCUCCGGAAAGCGCUGCGUGCUCGAAAAGCAUGUGAAAAGGAGCGGAGAGGAAGCGUACACUUGCCGUACAUCUGAAAUUGAGGCCGACAAAAUGAAGGAAUGGAUCGAGACUGACCAAUGCAUCAAAGCAUGUGGGCUCGAUCGGAAAACAUUGGGAAUCUCAUCUGACUCUCUCCUAGAGUCUUGCUUCACCCAAAAGCUUUGCUCACCCCAAUGCUACGAGAGCUGCCCCAACGUUGUUGAUCUAUACUUCAAUCUUGCUGCGGGUGAAGGUGUGUUUCUUCCCAAAUUAUGUGAAACACAAACAAAUCCGCGGCGAGUGAUGUCCGAGCAGAUUCGCAGCUCUGGUUUUGUUGCACCAGGACCCGCGAUGCCUGCAAAGUUCUUGGUUGCACCAAUAGCAGCCCCAGCACUGGCACCACACUAGAAAGAAAAAAAUUAUAUAUGCUAGCUAGCUAUAAGCUGCUCCAAGCCUUAAUUAGUAUUUAAUUAGGUUAUAAUUAAUAAUGAAGACACACCAAGGGCUCAUGAGUAACUGCACUCAACUAUCAUGCAUUCCGGUGUGUGCAUUCGAGUUUGGUAUGUUAUAUAUUACGUGUGUUCUUCAGAUCAAUAAGGUCAUGUUGUGGAGAGAUAAGAGAUAUGAUACAUUUGUAGAGACGGUGUUACACGUUGUGGCAUCAUAUAUUGUCACGCUUUUGUGCUUUGUGAUAUGGUUUGGAACUGAAAUAAAUAAAGGUUUUUUA
Messenger RNA from Juglans microcarpa x Juglans regia, 1152 nucleotides. RefSeq lists its product as uncharacterized. The coding region runs from base 267 to 833 and encodes 188 amino acids. The transcript has 4 exons. The record is from RefSeq and is a predicted model, not a curated record. Lineage: Eukaryota; Viridiplantae; Streptophyta; Magnoliopsida; Fagales; Juglandaceae.